Messenger RNA from Vollenhovia emeryi, 1182 nucleotides. RefSeq names its product TNF receptor-associated factor 6-like. Lineage: Eukaryota; Metazoa; Arthropoda; Insecta; Hymenoptera; Formicidae. Bases 47 to 1033 code for a protein of 328 amino acids. The transcript is spliced from 5 exons. Gene Ontology annotation, molecular function: protein binding. The record is from RefSeq and is a predicted model, not a curated record.
AAGGACGGGUGGAAGCCACUGCUGUUUAUAAUUUCGGCCACAUGUGAUGAAUUCACAAAACAUGUCGUUCACGUGCGGCGAAAUGUCCAAGAUCAUACGUCUCUCCGUAUCACUGUUUUGUGCCGUUUCGCUUUAUCUAGCAUGCGGUGGAGCGAGUGGUGAAUCUUUGCGGAAAACGCCGACGAUUGAGGCCAAUGUCAGCAGCGACGACGCCACGGAAACGCAGCAUACCACUUGCAAGAUCGCGACGGAAGAUGUGGUCGCAAACGCACGUGCCACUGUUACAAGAGUACUCACCGGAGUAUGCAAUGCGAAGGCGAUGGACGAAAAAUUCGUGAGUCUGGAGGAAAAAUUAAAUAAGGAAUUUGCGGACGUUAAGCGGUUGCUUUACAGCAUUCUGGAGCAGCAGCCGAAUUAUUUGAAUAGUAUACGAAACGCCAAUCUUCACGGAACGUUCGACGGUUAUUCGUCUCCGAGACAAGAUGAGAUCGGCAGAUACAACAACACCAUGCAAAAUUUAUCAGCGUUGAACGGCUCGGCGACAAGUGCGUUCGCCUAUUACUGGCAGGUGAGCAACUUCAACGUGAUGCUAGCAAGCUGGCAGACCGGCCGUUCGAUGCGAAGCCUGACCUUUUACGCGGGUCGCAGCGGCUACGCGAUGUAUCUGAAAAUCACUCCGAAAUACUUUCCCGAUGGCACGGUCUUCGUGGGUGUCGGAUUAACCCGCGGCCGUUACGAUUCCGCUCUCGCAUGGCCGUUUCCUCACAGAAUCCGCCUCGAGGUAUUAGAUCAGUCAUUGAGAGGCGUGCGUGAGGACCGACGGUCUCGAAUUUGGGAUCCGGCUACACUUUGCACAGAAGAUUUCUGGGGUAGACCCGCAGGUGCGGCAGAUAAUCCGGAGUGCGUCGGACUGAGUAUUCCCAGGCGUGUAAUUCUAUCAAAAUCAUUAUCAAUAUCGUCCCAACGAUAUUCAGGAAACGCCAGGUACAUGUGGAACGGAAGUGUACUAAUCAAACUUCUCGUUUAUCUGUAGACUAUCUAAGGUAACUGUGUAACUAUCAGCGUUACAAUGCUGAUAGUCCUGCAAUAUUGCUACAAACAGCAUUGCUAAUACUUUUGCCUCUGUUAUCAAGCACACUAUGUAUCGUAAUUUCUCAUUAAAAAAAACGAGAAAGAGCAAAA